CUUGCAUUUUCUUCACAGAAACGGCAGACUCGCAUCAUGAUGCGACUGCAGUGGCUCCUGCUGCUAUCUCUGUCACUCUACAUCGUGCAUGUGCAAGCCAUCAUCCUUCCCGAUGAGACCGACAGUGCCAGCGCUAGCAGCAGUUCCACAACCACACCACCAACCGUCGGAUUCACUCCACAGGCUCGGCCGACCCCAACUCCACUGGCUUCCAACUCUCGAACGACCACGCCCACCACGGUCAUAAAAGACACAUCGACCGACAUUGCGGAAAACAUUGCCGAGCUUGACGUUGAUCUCCUGGAUCGUGGUCACUCGUCCAAGGAGGUUCAAGACAGCGACGGCGGGCAGCGCCAAAACUAUGCGUCGAAAGACUCUGGCGCGACGGUGCUGGACCACGCGCCUGGCACAAAGGGGUCCGUGAACCUGCUCGUGCCGGACAAGGAUAGGUACAUGCUCAUUCCGUGCGCCACGGAGAAGAAGUGGAUCGUGAUUUCGCUGUCGGAGGACAUCCACGCCGACGAGAUUGCCCUUGCGAAUUACGAAAAGUUCAGCUCUACCACCCGCGAAUUCUUGGUGCUGGGCAGCAUCAACUACCCCAGCGACACAUGGGUCGUCCUCGGCAACUUCACCGCGGCCAACCAUAACGGCGAGCAGUUGUUUGAAUUCCACGAAAAGCAUCACGUCCGAUACAUCAAGUUACGUCUGAUGUCGCAUUACGGCUCCGAGUACUAUUGCACCAUGAGUCAAAUCAGAGUGUUUGGUCGUACAUUUACCCAAGUGAUUUCACAAUUGGAGAAGAACAUUGAAGCAGCCGAAUCGCAGACGCUGCCGACACCCCAGCCUGCCACGUCAUCACCCAACGUUCCGCUGGAAUUGCCAGCUUGUUAUGCCGAUCCUUCCGAAACACGUGCGCUCUUUCUUGAUGUGAUAUCGAGCUCCCGUGGCCCGCACGACCUUGAUAUACACAACAAGAACAUGGUGUGCCUCCUCCAAUCAGAUGCUCGACUACAUGGCAACGGCAGCAAUGCCUCAACAGACGUCGCAUCUACUUCCACGUCUGCGGCUACUACGUCUUCAGGGGCCUCUGUGACACCGUUCACUUCGAAUGAGAGCCAAACUACCUCCACACCGCCAAGAACAACGCCUUCUCCGUCGUCGUCUACCGUUGCGGGUAGCCAAAGCAACAGUGCCGCAGGCACUGACCUGUCGAAAGCACUUGAAAUCCAUCGCGAUGGGCCGAAAGAAGGCGGCGCGAUGUUGUCUGCCGUCGAUGAAGGAGGAAAGCUCGCUCCAACGCCAAGUGUCGUGGCCACCAAUGGUGGCGGUUUGGACAACUUUUAUAUUCGCAUGUCCAAAAAGUUACAAGCGUUGGAAAACAACGUCACACAACUGGAAAAAGUCGUGCUGGACCUCCAACGCACCCAUGCCGUCGACGUGCAGUACCAUCGAGCCCAAGCCAGCGCUGCAGUAGACGCCCUUGCCACCCUGAAGGGGCAAGUACGGGAAACCCUGUCUGGGCAGGCCAACCGUACAGACGACUUGGCGAGGCAGGUGCAUUUGCUGGUUCAAGCAAAUCGGGCGUUGCAGGAGCAAGUGGACCUGCUGUGGGAUGUGAUUCAGACGAUGAAGGCGGGGAUUAUGAUCACGCUGGUGCUGUCGGUGGCGCUGCUCGUGUUCUCGCUCUGCCGGUGGAUCUUUCGAUGCCUUACGGCAUGCCAUCGCCGCGCCGCCCGCCGCGAAUGGUUUCGGCGGCUGGAUGUGGCCGACACGACUGAAAGCAGUUUGGACAAGCGGCCGUCGAUGAUGGCGGAUGACACGGACGAAGACAUCAACCCACUCACGCACUCGAUGCACCACCGCCUCGAUCGCUCCAUGCGCUUUGGCUCGUCCUACGAUGACAACGCCAUUCAACGCAACACCAUGUACCGCCGGUACGAUGACAAACAACUACUAGUACUAGUACUAGUAGUUGUGCUCGGGGGUAUUGUAAUAUGGUGGUCGUGCGUAGGAUCGUGAAUGGAUUCCGACAGCAUCACGUGCAAACCAAGGGACAGUGUCCUCGCCGAGGGGUCGGCGAUCCGCCGCCCAGCAUAUCCUCGAUUCCUCCGUCGUUGUCGUCGUCGUCGUACGGGGCAAGGCGGGGCUCCAUCGUGCUGGCCAAACCCGUGGGGGGUACCUAAGUCGAAUCGGCCCAAACCAGCAACAGAGAGCGAAGACUAAACGUACCCUCAAACGUAAAAGCAGCAGCUACCAACUAUCCCUCGUGCCGUAAUAAUAAAGUAAUACUAUAUUUACCAUUCGAUCAACGUGAGGCCGAUCGAGGUGGUUCAAAC
Aphanomyces astaci is the source of this 2336-nucleotide messenger RNA. RefSeq lists its product as hypothetical. The coding region runs from base 37 to 2019 and encodes 660 amino acids. Lineage: Eukaryota; Oomycota; Saprolegniomycetes; Saprolegniales; Verrucalvaceae. The transcript has 7 exons. Gene Ontology annotation, cellular component: cytoplasm; membrane. Gene Ontology annotation, biological process: protein folding in endoplasmic reticulum. The record is from RefSeq and is a predicted model, not a curated record.